ACUUGUAGAAAGUCAUUAUCAGAUCGGUUACAUUUCAAUGCCAACAGAGUUAAAAAUGCCCACCAGAGCCAAGUGUCCUUAGAAAACACAAAGGCUAUAAUUUGGUCAGUUUUACAAAUACUGAGUUAAGGUUUGAUGUUUGAUUAUAACUUUGAAAAUGAAGAGCAGCAGUAGAGGUUGAGCUGUUUUCUCAUUUCCUGAACUCCACCCUCCUCUAUCUGGACCCCCUCGGCUCGGAGGGCUCCAGACCCCAGUUUUGAGGACCUCCGGCUCUGAGCCAACCCACUCUGCUCGCAUGCUCCAUUGUCUUUAAAGAGAGAGCGGGCUGUUUGCAAACAGGUAGCCUGUCUGCGUUAGCCGCUCUGUGGGCUGCUCCCUCCGAGCAGGGUGGCUUUAUUUGUGACUCUCACUGACUGAGCCGCAGUCCUCCUCCGCCGGUUUGCCUCCACGCACACGGCAGCCUCGGCCGGCCGGCGCUCGGAUGCUGGGGGUCCGCGCCGAUAAGGGACGAGUGCAGGGCCCGCGGAAGGAAAGCGGGGAGAACACGAAGGGCACGUUUCCUCUACCGGGACUCGCGUUGAGCCGUAACGGUCCGCUCCACCUCCGAACCUUCUCCUCCCGGAUGCGUUUGUUGUUCCCUCACUCCCCCCGGUCGCUAAUUACUCCGCGUCAAGGAUUUAAAACCAGAGAAUAAGAAACCACCGAGGUCUCUCCUUCUUCUUCUUCUACGGAUUUAAAUUUCCAGACUCCUCAUCGCUCGGAGGGACAAACAUGGAUUUGAGCAAAAUUGCCGUCAGCAUCAACAAGGCCAUCAACACACAGGAGGUCGCUGUCAAAGAGAAGCAUGCCAGGACCUGCAUCUUGGGGACCCAUCAUGAGAAAGGGGCCCACACUUUCUGGGCUGUCGUCAACCGGCUCCCCCUGUCCAGCAACGCGGUGCUCUGCUGGAAGUUCUGCCACGUCUUCCACAAGCUGCUGCGAGACGGACACCCGAACGUGAUCAAAGACUCCAUGAGGAACAAGGCUGAUCUGGCUGAUAUGAGCAGGAUGUGGGGCCACCUGAGUGAAGGCUAUGGGAAGCUGUGCAGCAUCUACCUCAAACUUCUCAUCACCAAAAUGGAGUUUCACAUUAAAAAUCCUCGUUUCCCCGGUAACCUGCAGAUGUCAAACAGGCAGCUGGAAGAGGCGGGCGAGAACGACGUGAACAACUUCUUCCAGCUGACAGUGGAGAUGUUCGACUAUCUGGAGUGUGAGCUCAACCUCUUCCUCGGUGUCUUCAACUCUCUCGACAUGUCUCGGUCGGUGUCGGUGACGGCCGCCGGUCAGUGUCGUUUGGCUCCUCUGAUUCAAGUCAUCCUGGACAGCAGCCACCUGUACGAUUACACAGUCAAGCUGCUGUUUAAGCUGCACUCCUGCCUUCCAGCCGACACUCUGCAGGGCCACAGAGAUCGCUUCCAGGAGCAGUUUAAGAAGCUAAAGAGUCUUUUCUAUCGCUCCAGUAACCUGCAGUAUUUCAAGAGGCUGAUUCAGAUCCCACAGUUGCCUGAGAACCCUCCAAACUUCCUGCGUGCGUCUGCUCUGUCGGAACACAUCAGCCCCGUGGUCGUGAUCCCCGCCGAGUCGUCCUCUCCCGAGUCAGAGCACGUGGUGGAGACGGACGACCUGGUGGACACGGACGUCCCUGCGCUGCCGGCUCCCUCAGAGACGAAGUUUGACGACUUGUUUGGAACGUCAGCUGCUAUCGAUCCGUUUAACUUCAGCAGUCAGAAUGGCAUGCGCAAAGAUGACAAAGACCGUCUGAUUGAACAGCUGUCGAGGGAGAUCCAGGCCCUCAAAGAGGAGCUGGAGUCCUUCAGGCUGGAGAGCGGUCGGUUGUGUCAGGCGCUGAGGGGGCGUGUCAACGAGCUGGAGGCGGAGCUUGCAGAGCAGAGCCACCUGAGGAUGCAGGCCGUGGGGGAGAGCGAGUUCCUGAAGGCGGAGCUGGACGACCUGCGGAGGGUGAGGGAGGACACAGAGAAGGAGCAGCGCAGCCUGACGGAGAUCGAAA
Austrofundulus limnaeus is the source of this 2047-nucleotide messenger RNA. RefSeq names its product huntingtin-interacting protein 1. Gene Ontology annotation, molecular function: clathrin light chain binding; phosphatidylinositol-3,4-bisphosphate binding; clathrin-cargo adaptor activity. The record is from RefSeq and is a predicted model, not a curated record. Gene Ontology annotation, biological process: clathrin coat assembly; actin filament organization; endocytosis. NCBI's taxonomy places the organism in Eukaryota, Metazoa, Chordata, Actinopteri, Cyprinodontiformes, Rivulidae. Gene Ontology annotation, cellular component: presynapse; cortical actin cytoskeleton; clathrin-coated vesicle.